Molecule: messenger RNA, 1591 nt
Organism: Eucalyptus grandis
Lineage: Eukaryota; Viridiplantae; Streptophyta; Magnoliopsida; Myrtales; Myrtaceae
Product: protein SRG1
Exons: 5
Coding region: 117-1205 (362 amino acids)
Source: RefSeq, a predicted model, not a curated record
UAUAAAUUGAACAUUUCUAUCUUACAUUGUCUAUCAGAGCAAACAUCGAUAAUCAUACUUGAGAUCUCUCCCUCUCUUAAACAAAGACCCUAUCCACCUCCGGAGACAUAGAAAACAUGGCUGAAGCUGCUGACUCACUCCCGCCAGCGGAGGUGUUGCUUUCCAAACGUGUGCAAGAGAUGGUGAUCAACCAAGAAGAGCCGCCCCAUCUCUACAUCUGCAGGAAAAGUGGUGAAGCGGCUGGCGAAGAGCAACGAGGAGAUGUUUCUUCUGAUCCGCUAUCUCAUUUUCCUCUGAUAGACCUUUCCAUCCUCUCAUCAUCUUCAUCUACAUUGUCUGAACAAGAUGGAGAGCUACAGAAGCUCAGAUUAGCACUUUCCUCAUGGGGCUGCUUCCUGGCAACAGGCCAUGGGAUCCCAAGUUCUUUCCUGGAUGAAAUGGUUCGAGUUGGGCGAGAAUUCUUUGAACAACCGAUGGAAGAGAAGAAGAAAUAUGAGAAAGGAGUGGAGGAUUUUCAAGGUUAUGGUGGUGAUCCUGUUCCUGCUAAAGGCCAGCCCUUGGACUGGUCCGACCGGCUUUUCCUCGAUGUAUAUCCAGAGGAUCGGAGGAAUCUGAAAUUCUGGCCAGAAAAUCCGCCUACUUUCAGGGAUGUUCUACAAGAGUACACUGUGAAGAUGAGGAUGAUGACAGAAGCCGUUUCAAAGGCCAUGGCGAAGUCACUGGACUUACAAGAGGACUGCUUCCUAAAUCAGUUUGGCGAAAAAGCACAUCUGAAUGCGAGAUUCAAUUACUACCCCCAGUGUCCAAGACCUGAUCUCGUCCUUGGCUUGAAACCGCAUGCAGAUGGAACAGGGUACACCAUAAUCUUGCAAGAUGUUGAAGGUAUUCAGGUUCUCAAAGACGACAAGUGGUUCACAAUACCAGCCAUGUCCGGUGCUCUUCUUGUCCUCAUGGGUGAUCAAAUGGAGAUAAUGACCAAUGGAGUGUUCAAGAGUGCAGUGCACAGGGUGCUCAGCAGUUCAGAGAGAGACAGAAUCUCUGUGGCUGUUUUCUACAUACCAGAACCCAACAAAGAGAUAGGACCCGAAGAGGCUUUGAUUACUGAGGAAAGACCACAAGCUUACAAGAAAGUGAAAGACUACAAUGACGAGCAUUGGGGCUAUUACCAACAAGGCUUGAGAGCCAUUCACAUAGCUAAAGUCUAGAAGCUAUUGCAGUUUUCUUGAUCAGGCGUGCUUGUUAGUAAUUAAACCAAAUUUACUGGAAGCUGUCGAUCAAUCAAAAAAGUUAUCGAUUAAUUAGUAUGUCCAUUCGACUCCCAAGCCUGGUGCACCCAUUGAAAAAGAAUCAUCAUUGUGGCGUUGCUUUUUUUUUUUUUUUUUUUUGGUCGGUUGUGGCGUUGCUUUUGAGAAGUCCGUUUGUAAGUUCAUGGUGACUGUUCAUGUUUCUAUGUGUAAUCAAUGUUUCGUAAGUUCCCAGUAUUUUAUCUCCUCGGAAUGCUAGUGAGUAAAAGUUGUAUAAUAAGUCUAUAAAUAAGGGGGUCUUGUAAUCGUUUCUGAUUAGGUGAAAUAAAUAUGAGGUCUAUCUAUCU